Molecule: messenger RNA, 2335 nt
Organism: Boleophthalmus pectinirostris (great blue-spotted mudskipper)
Lineage: Eukaryota; Metazoa; Chordata; Actinopteri; Gobiiformes; Gobiidae
Gene: cldn19
Product: claudin 19
Exons: 5
Coding region: 463-1131 (222 amino acids)
Biological process (GO): bicellular tight junction assembly; cell adhesion
Cellular component (GO): bicellular tight junction; plasma membrane
Molecular function (GO): structural molecule activity
Source: RefSeq, a predicted model, not a curated record
CGACCCCUCCCACUAGGCGUUCCCUCAGCCUUUAAUGCUCCAAUCAUGAGCUGACCCUUUACCCCAGCUCUUUGUGGGUAGCUUGUUAAGCUUUUUUUUCUAUUCAAACAUUUUUUUUUUCUCUUCCCCUCCGUCAUUGAGCCACUUGAGGCUGCAGUAAACGGAAAGAUUGCUUUGAGAGAGAAGCACAAGGAUUGGAUAAAGCCAUGCAGACAGUGAGGCAGCAGCUGACCACCGCUAAACCUUCCUAACGCUCUUUUGGGGAAUACACCAGGACAGUCCAAGAGGGAACGUGCUAGAAUCAAACUCGUCAGGAACUAAACAAACUAAUAGAACAGGAGAUGAGAGUAGAGGCAGGAGAUGCUUAGACGGACCAAGAAGUGAGUAGGACAAUUAACAGGAUUUCUAGUGUUUUUGUGAAGACUGUUACAAAAGUAUAUACAAAGUCUGACAUAGGAAAGCAUGGCCAACUCAGGUCUACAGCUGCUGGGAUACUUUCUGGCUCUGGGUGGUUGGAUCGGGGUCAUCUCCACCACAGCUCUGCCCCAGUGGAAGCAGUCGUCAUAUGCAGGAGAUGCCAUCAUCACAGCUGUGGGGCUGUACGAGGGCUUGUGGAUGAGCUGUGCCUCUCAGAGCACGGGACAGGUGCAGUGCAAGAUCUUUGACUCCAUGCUCUCCCUAGACAUCCACAUCCAGACAUGCCGAGCCCUCAUGGUGAUCUCUGUGCUACUGGGAUUUAUGGGCAUCAUCAUCAGUGUGGUGGGCAUGAAAUGUACUAAAGUGGGCGACAACAACCCCACCACCAAAACACGGAUCGCUGUCACUGGUGGAGCGCUUUUUCUGCUUGCAGGUCUAUGCACACUGGUGUCUGUGUCCUGGUAUGCCACUCAAGUGUCUUAUCAGUUCUUCAACCCCAACACCCCAGCCAAUGCCAGGUACGAGUUUGGUUCAGCCCUGUUUGUGGGCUGGGCAGCAGCCAGUCUGACCAUCCUGGGUGGCUCCCUCCUGUGCUGCUCCUGCUCCAAAGAGGAAAUGAGAGGGCAGCAAUAUUACCGCCAAUCACAGCCUUCCACAACCAGGGAAACAAAUGUUAAAACUACCCCACCAGAGAAAAGGGAGCAGUACUUGUAGUUUGGGAGAGUCUUCAGGCCUUUCAAUUUUUUAAAAUGUGUCUCAAAACCAUCUCACUGAAGUUCACAAAACAGACAAAAAUGGCAGUAAUACUGACAACAAUCUAAAAUUCUUCUGUCUCACAUGGUCCUGGAAACGUUGAAGCAUUGAGCUAGUCUGUUUUGUAGUUUCAGGAGAAUCUGUCAUUCAGGGUAUGUUUUAUGUAACCUGUUACUAUGCCCAGGUGUAUAUACCACCUAUGUUUCUUUUUGUGCUACUUUAAUGUUUUACUACUGCCUUAUAAAUAACAUGUGUCUUUAACUAGAAGAACUCUUGGGAAUUUGACAGCCAGCAUAUCUGUCUUUUCUAAAACUGAAAUGAAUGUGAAAUACUGUGGAAUUAAAUUUUGGCCAAAAUGCUUAUAUGAAGUACUGACUUCAGCAAGUGGGAUGAAAUGGUGGUCAAGAUCUGAUUUGGAGAGUCCCCCCUUGAAGGUCUCCAGUAUGAGUAGUGGCUGCUCCAUGGUACCGCAGCAGGAAAAUCCCCUCUGCCUGGCCCUGUGUUUGGCUACAGGGUAUCUCCAAACAGGGUGCAGAUUUACUGAAUUACACCUUCAGAUGACCAUUCCUCUUCAUUUAUUAAACCUUGUUCAACCAAUUCCCUUAAAAAGUAACUCAUUAUUUAGCAUAGAUAUUUUAAAGCUAUCACGAGUCGAGUGACCCACAGUGACUUCAACGAGGCAAUGACGUGUGUGUACAUGUGAAACAAGAGUGGUACUUCUCUCCAAACACAUGGUUUACAGUUGGGUAAAGCCACACUACAUGGUGGAAUCGGAUGUAAACAUCAAAUGUAGGAUAAUAUAGGAUAUUUUGUAUUUCUGAUGGCUUUUGUCACAUUUUAUUUCAUAUUUUUGGGAGUAAAUUUAAUUCCAGGUAUAUAAAUUACCACUUCUAAACAUGUACAGUAAAUAUUCCUUAAAGCUUAUGACACUGUGCACAGAGAAGCUGUGUACAGACUGCAGAGAAUCCAUUGUGCCAAUAUGUGUAAAUAUCAGUCAUAAUAUUAGACUGUCAAAAUGUACUGUACUGUUCUGUUAAUAUAAAACAACAACUGUUAUCACUUGCAUUUAUUUACCAUGCCUUCUUUUUAAUAUUUGCCAUCUUGUUGUGUACCAUCUCAUUUACACCUGUAUGUUUCUUUUAAAAUAAAGUAAACAGAACACAUA